This is a messenger RNA of Helianthus annuus (common sunflower), 1455 nucleotides long. RefSeq lists its product as uncharacterized. The record is from RefSeq and is a predicted model, not a curated record. Gene Ontology annotation, molecular function: zinc ion binding; aspartic-type endopeptidase activity; nucleic acid binding. NCBI's taxonomy places the organism in Eukaryota, Viridiplantae, Streptophyta, Magnoliopsida, Asterales, Asteraceae. The transcript has 2 exons. Bases 1 to 1455 code for a protein of 484 amino acids. Gene Ontology annotation, biological process: proteolysis.
AUGACGGAUUCGAAUGAGGAUGAAACGGCACAACAAGAACAGCUGAAAACUAUGAUCUCGGAAGAGAUUGGAAGGGCAAUCCAAGCAAGUACUCCUCACUUAGCCCAAGAAGUGGAAAGUCAUGUGCUAGAAAUAGUAGAAUCAAUGAUGACGAGUAAGAUAGACGAGUUAAAGGGAAUGAUCAAUGCAAUGCAAGAAAGGAAAGGAACUCGCAAGUGCACUUACAAAGAAUUUAUGGCGUGCAACCCGUUACCAUUCAAAGGAGAAAUUGAUCCUAUAGUAUGUCAAAGGUGGAUUGCAAGUACGGAAGCGGUGUUCGUAAGGAGUCAUUGUGAAAAGGAGGAUCAAGUGAUGUUCGCCACCGGUUUGCUACAACUCCGAGCUAAGGAUUGGUGGGAUGUUUAUAGUAAAGAGCUUGGGGAAGAAAAAGUUCAAGUCUUGACGUGGCAGGAGUUCAAGGAACCUUUUCUGAAGCAUCAUUGUCCACAAUCUGCCAUCGACAAGAUCCAAGAAGAUUUCUUACAUCUUCGUCAGAAAGAUGAAACCAUUGAUGAAAUCACCAACGUUUUCCUUGACAAGCUGAAGUUCUGUAACGAGAUAGCAGGAACGGAGAGAAUGAAGAUAAACCGUUAUUACGGUAUGUUGAAGGCUGAAUAUCGGGAGUUCAUAAUUCCCGCUAAAUGUGAAACUUUGAAUGAGCUCAUUGAACUGGCCCGAGAUAGGGAGAUUGAAAUGAGAAGACAGGCGGAAAGGGGCGAAAAGAGAGCAUCUGAAAAUGUUUCUAGCUCGAGCCCUUCAAAGAAACCAAAAUUUCAAGAUCAAGGCAAGAAGGAUAAGGCGAAGGGUAGUAUUCCAAAAUGCAAAACGUGCGGAAAGUUACCCACGGGGGAAUGUUUGAAAGGGAAAAAGGGUUGUUACAACUGUGGUCAAGAGGGGCACCCAUACUAUAGGUGCCCUAAUCCUUCAAGAACGUGUUACAACUGUUUCCAACCGGGUCAUAUUAAGGCUGAGUGUCCCAAGCUUCAACAGAAAACUGAUAAGGAGGCAAGAAAGGAGGAAGCCCCAAGAGCUAAGGGGAGGAUGUUUCAGAUCACAACCGAGGAAGCGAAGGACCAUCCGAAUGUUGUAUCAGGUAUAUUCUCAUUGAACUCGAUGCCUACGUAUGUGUUAUUUGAUACCGGUGCCAGUAGAUCGUUUGUAUCAAGUGAAUUAGUGUCACACCCCUCCUUUAGAAUCGAAAGACUGCGUGUACCAUUAGAAGUAGAAAUAGCCGAUAGUAAGAGUUACUUGUUGCACGAAGUUUGUAGAGAUUGUGAAAUAAUCAUUGAAGACGAAAAGUUUGCUAUCGACCUUAUUCCCGUGAUAUUGGGGGAAUUUAAGGUUAUAGUUGGCAUGGAUUGGCUAGCUAAGCAUCAGGCCGAAAUUCAAUGUGAGAAGAAGGGGUUACCCCGGUGA